UGUUGUAUGUAAACAAUGUAAAUAUUCGAGUUCAUACAAAUUUGUUAGGCUGGAUUAGAAUUCGGUUGGCAUUCGAAAAAAAAUCACACGGUUUCUCAUCAAUAUUUGAAAACUAUAAUAUAAAACAAUGCCGUUGCAGCGACUCUUCGUGGGCAACAUUCCAUCGGGCACCACCGAGCAGGAGUUAAGACAAGAGUUCGAAUCGUAUGGACCGGUCGAAGCGAUCGAUCUCAAAAGCAAACCGAACGCGACAAAUGUAGACUCUUUGGACACGUUCGCCUUCAUCAACAUCGAGCUCGAUGAUCGCACCCUGCGUAGCUGCAUUACCGAAUUCCGUCAGCAGCAGUACAGAGGCGUUUACCUGAAUGUAUCCAAAGCGAAGGAAUCGUUCCUGGAUCGACUCAAGCGUGAACGAGAAGAAGCGGAAGCCGCCAAGCAGAGCAGUGGUGUUUUGAAUCCGUACAAAAAAUUCGACAAUGAACCGAAGCCAGUUGAGGAAGCGAAACCACUUCCGGUGCUGCCGACUAUCAAGAAGAAAAUUGAAAGUUCUAGUUCGGAGUCGAGCUCCGAGAGUGAGGAUGAGGUGCCUGAGCCUGUCCGGAAAGCACCUUCCCAAUUGAAAGAGGAAGAUCAGCUGGUUCGGAAGUGGAAUCAGGAAACUUAUAUAGAGCACGGAAAGUUGAAAAUUGUGCCUAUCACUGGACAAGUUAAAGAAGUUAUCGAGAAGGACAAAAAGAAGAAGCAAAAUGUCAAGGAUUUGGAUGAGAAAUCGCGACUGGCGGAUGAAAAAAGAAAGCAGGGUUUGACAAAUCUGAACAGUGCUUACGAGCUGCAGAAAUCAGCCAUACAAGCCGCCCUUGCUGGUGGAAUUAGUGUUAAGAGAAAAAAGAUAGUUUUCGAUGAGAAUGGCUCGGAAGAACUAGGCUACAAAAAGGCUAAAAUAUCGCUGUUCGGUAAUGAAGACGAUGAGGACGGAUUCAAGGCCAAUUUCGCGGUGAAAAAAGAACUUUCAUCAAACACCGAGAAUGGUCAGAAACUAUUCGAAAUGCAAACACAAUUCCAAGGAGAUUCUCGCUUCAAAUUGGACGAGCGCUUUUUAGCUGACGACGGUUCUGCUGUCGGCCGGAGCAAGAAAAAAAUGCUGGACAAGGAAAAGGCAUCUUUUGUAUCAGGUGACAACAAAGCUAACAAUCAGGAAAGGAAGAAACAACUUGAAAUUCUCUCAAAAGUAACUGGGAAAAAUAUUCAGGAUCAAAACCAAUUCCGAAAGGAAGAACCAGGUGGUAAAUCAAUGCAACGCUUCGAGCCACCCACGCAAAACAAAGUUAAAAAAGAGAAGAAGCUAACGGAAGAGGAUAUACUAGAAACAAAGAGAGCCAUUCGACCGGAAGACAGCUUUCAAGUUUCGGAGGAUAAGUUUUAUAACGUGUCGGAUAAUUUGACGCAAGCUCUCGGCGUUGGUUCCUCUGGUGGAUUCAGUUUGUUGCAGAUGUUUGGGAAAGCUGUUUCAGCGAAUAGCGACAACGAAGAAGAAGCGAAACCACAAGUAAAAUCGGAGAAGCCAGUUCUUAAAGAUACCCGCUUCAGGUAUGAAUCCUCUGCCAGUGAGGACGAAGAAGAUCAACAAGAGCAACAGGUAGAAAACGUAAACAAUGACCUAACAGUUGCUCAGGAAGACGAAGCCAAGAAAAAGAAAAAGAAGGCAGGUUAUUUUUCCAAGCAAGGCGUUUGGAAGGAGAAUUUCUUUUUUCUGCCCAAUGAUGCUCGUUUGGAAGAGGGGAGGAAAUUUUUCGUUGAGUUUGCGGGUUCGGUAGGAGAAGCCAAUACCGAAAAGGACACGCAACUCCAAGAUAUUCGAAAGGUAUUCAAAAAACGUAGAAUGCGGGAAACUAAGAUUGUGAACCAAAUGCGAGCAAAACGCGGCUUGAAACUGAUGAAGAGAAAAUAAAAUUUAUUUUUGUUCAUACA
Messenger RNA from Toxorhynchites rutilus septentrionalis, 1968 nucleotides. Its product is annotated as probable RNA-binding protein CG14230. The record is from RefSeq and is a predicted model, not a curated record. Bases 128 to 1948 code for a protein of 606 amino acids. The transcript has 2 exons. Gene Ontology annotation, molecular function: RNA binding. Lineage: Eukaryota; Metazoa; Arthropoda; Insecta; Diptera; Culicidae.